This is a messenger RNA of Dermatophagoides pteronyssinus (European house dust mite), 1361 nucleotides long. Its product is annotated as ethylmalonyl-CoA decarboxylase-like. The record is from RefSeq and is a predicted model, not a curated record. NCBI's taxonomy places the organism in Eukaryota, Metazoa, Arthropoda, Arachnida, Sarcoptiformes, Pyroglyphidae. Gene Ontology annotation, biological process: fatty acid beta-oxidation. Gene Ontology annotation, cellular component: cytosol. Gene Ontology annotation, molecular function: catalytic activity.
UGGUUUGCCAGCCCAGCAGCUUUAUCAACAUCAAAUAAUCGAUUCAAUUUGUGGUUGGUGUUUACGAAAAAAUUUCCAAAGCAAACUUUCAUCCGUCAUUACAAACACUUUUCGAAAUUCUCCUCAUCGUCCAGAACGGACUUUGUUGAAUAGUGUACAUCGGUUUAGUAGCUCACAAUUCGUCAUCAAACCAUUACAAACUGGUCUUUAUUUUUGUCGUAAAAUGUCGUCUUCCUCAUCAUCAUCAUCAAAUUAUAAGGCCAACGUGAAUAACAAUAUAAUUAACAAUGGUACUCACAUACUCAAGAACGGCCAUCACAAUAGUAAUAUUAAAAUGUCUGAUGACUCGUCUACAUUGGAAAACGAUAUGAUAUCACGAUUACCUGAUUUAAGCAUCGAACAUAUUCGAGAACAAUUACGGCAAUGCGACCCAAACAGUAACGGGCGGCUAGAAUUAAGUAUGGAUGAUUCAUCAGGAAUUGCCAUCUUAUGCAUAAAUAGUCCACAACGUAAAAAUGCUUUUUCCGGUUACAUGAUGGCUCAAUUCUCAGAUUUGCUCGAUCAAUUAGAACGUUGGGACAAGGGUCAAUUUAUCAUCGUUCAUGGAGCGGAUAAUUUUUUCUGUUCGGGUGCCGAUCUAAAAACUAUUCGUCAAAAUAAUUUGUCCGAUCAAUGUGGAGCCCAUUUCAUUUCCCGAUUGAUGCAUUCAAAUUUGACACGAUUCGAACGACUCCCUUUGGUUUCAGUUGCUUUGAUCGAAGGAAAAGCACUAGGCGGGGGAGCCGAAAUAAUAACCGCUUGUGAUUUUCGUGUCGCUGUUCAUGAUGCUCGUAUCGGAUUUGUUCACGCACGGCUGGGCGUUACACCUGGCUUUGGUGGCGGCACUCGUUUGAUACGUUUAGUCGGUUCUUGUAAAGCUCUACAAUUAAUGUUAUCAGCCAAAUUGAUCGAUGCACAAACGGCUUACGAAACGGGCCUUGUACAACAUGUGCUUGAGCCCGGUAUACGAGGAGAGGAAGCACUGGAAGCUACCAAACGAUGGUAUCGUACUGAAUUUGGUUCAAUCAGUUCGUUUGCAUCGCGUGCAAUCAAAUCGAUUGCAGCUACUGGACUUUGUAAUAUUCCCACCGAAAAGGCAUUGGAAAUUGAAGCGAAUAUAUUCUGCUCAGUCUGGGGACGUGAAGAACAUAUGAAAGCAUUAGCUAGCAAUAUUAAACAUAAUGGAUAAUUCUUCAUUCUUUGAAUCUUUAGAUAUAAACCCAAUCAUAAAUCACCAUUUAUAUGUCAUUAUAAAAUUAUCAAUUCAUUUGUCAUUUGGAUUCUAUUUCUAUUUCACUUUUUAUUUGUUGUUUGUUUUUCAG